AUGAGCGAGAAAUUCCAUUGUCGCAUGUACGAGAACGUGCUCCCCAAGGUGGACGACGUUGUCAUGGUGAACGUCCGCCAGAUUGCCGAUAUGGGUGCCUACGUCCGAUUGCUCGAAUAUGGUGAUAGAGAAGGCAUGAUUCUACUCUCUGAAUUGUCGCGACGACGUAUUCGAUCGGUCCAAAAGCUCAUUCGUGUCGGUCGAAAUGAGGUUGUUGUUGUUCUCAGAGUCGACGAAGAAAAAGGUUACAUUGAUCUUUCCAAGCGUCGUGUCACUCCUGAGGAUAUCGCAAAGUGUGAGGAAAAAUACAACAAGUCCAAGGCCGUUCAUUCAAUCUUGCGACACGUUGCCGAAAAGCACGACAUUGCUCUCGAGGAGUUGUAUCAAUCCAUCGGUUGGCCCUUGUACAGAAAAUUCGGUCACGCUUAUGAUGCUUUCAAGUUGGCUAUCACUGACCCUGAUCCGAUCUUUGAAGGCAUGGACAUUCAACCUGAGAUCUUGAAAGAACUCGUUUCAAAUAUCAAGCGUAGAAUGACUCCUCAACCUGUCAAGAUCCGUGCUCAAUUGGAUAUUAGAUGUACUGGUGUGGAUGGUGUCAAUGCAAUCAAGGCUGCCCUGACAGCUGGUGAAGCACAAUCAACCGAGCAGGUUCCUAUCAAGAUCACAUAUCUUGCAGCACCCUUCUACGUUGUUACAGCUGAUGCUCUCGAUAAGACCGUUGGUUUCGAAGUUAUGGAGAAGGCAAUCAAUUCCAUCAAGGAGACUCUUGAAUCCCACAAGUGGUCUCGAUUCAAGGUUGAGAAGGAAGCUAAACUUGUUUCUGACUCUGACGAUCGUGAUUUCGCUGCUCUUAUGGCUCAAGCUGAAAAGGAGAACGAGCUUGUCAGCGGUGAUGAGGAUGAGGGCGAUGGUGUGGCAGCUAGCGAUGAUGACAUGUAA
Messenger RNA from Lichtheimia ornata, 939 nucleotides. RefSeq lists its product as uncharacterized. Lineage: Eukaryota; Fungi; Mucoromycota; Mucoromycetes; Mucorales; Lichtheimiaceae. The record is from RefSeq and is a predicted model, not a curated record. Gene Ontology annotation, molecular function: RNA binding; translation initiation factor activity; ribosome binding. The transcript is spliced from 5 exons. Gene Ontology annotation, cellular component: eukaryotic 48S preinitiation complex; eukaryotic translation initiation factor 2 complex; multi-eIF complex. Bases 1 to 939 code for a protein of 312 amino acids.